Molecule: messenger RNA, 1965 nt
Organism: Symbiodinium sp. CCMP2592
Lineage: Eukaryota; Dinophyceae; Suessiales; Symbiodiniaceae
Source: the annotation of a GenBank genome assembly
AUGGGCAGACGGAAGGCGACCGUUCUCAGCAAGGCAUGCUGCUGCCGCUGGUCGGCUGCGAUCAGUUUGAGCAUAGCAGUUGGCUUCGCAUUGUGGCAGGCUGCAUGGUUGGCAACAGAAGAAGCGCACGAUCCCCGCUAUCUGCGUGAAGCUCGUGGCGCUGUCGUCAAGGCUGGACAACGUGAGAAUCGAAGCCCGACGCGCAGCACCCAACUGUCACUUGCGCUUGAAACGACCACCAGCACCAGUCCGAGACAGAUUGCCAGAACAAGAACAAGCCAGAGCCCAACGCAAGUCGUUUGGGAGUUCUGCUCCGGGCAGUUUCAGACAUGUGAAUGUGGCGGUCGUAUGCGUUGGGGAACUCCUGACAAGUUCGAAGUCUUUGAACCCAAAGAAGCCCCGUGGCAGUGCGACUUCAUAGCACUAGGUGACCCGGCGCCAGGUGACAACUCGAAGGUAUGUGAAUGUGAAGUGUUGGGCGCGAGGCCACGCGAAGAUCUGGAGUGGGUCUUUUGCGCUAGUCAAUUCAUGUUGUGUGAAUGUCCGGGCCGCAUACGUUGGGGAAAUGGCAAACGGUGGAAGAUCCUGCAGCACCAGCACCUGCAACCUGUCAAGUGCACUACAGACCUUGGAGACCCGGCUCCAGGAGAUGCGGGGAAGCACUGUGAAUGCGAAGUUGAUCCAGCUUCAGACUUCGUUUCGCAUUUGUCCCCGGCGGUCAGGAAACACUCGGCAUCUCCAAAAGUCACAUCUUGUGAUAUCUUCGAAAGCGCAAAGCAAGGUGAAGCAUGGGAUCGGGAGCAGUGGAAGGCUGUGGCAGGCCUUUGUUCGGACCCGGCCUUGGACCUGAAUUUGCCGGAGGCAGGAGCAGAUGCCAUGAGCGUCCAAUCACUGGCCUCGAUGGUGGAUGCAUGGAUCAGCGAAGGCUUCAGCAACAACUACGCGAGGCUAUACAGAGAUGGUUGGUUGGAAGAAGCAUUCGUAAACUUCAUUGGAAGUUCGCCAAGCCAAACGAAAUGGGCCCAGAUUAACGAGCAGCUGAUACGUUCUGUGCAUUUGUUUUCCACACGGCCCAUCGUUGUGAUUCAUUUCGGGAUGGUUACACCUCGCGAGUGGGAUCCAAAGAAGUAUCCUCGGCUGGUUGUAAUGCAUGCAGCUCCAUUUCCGACUACUGUGUUUCGUCGGUUCGACUUGAACAAGUUCCGUUCUCUGCUGAUCGCGCGUGUAAAGACUGGUAUCCAGCUGGACUCUGACCAGUUCGUUGCUCCACGGGUGGAUGAACUCUUUGGACGUGCCAGGGAAGAAGGCUCUGAGACGUAUCCACUGCCGAUUCUUCCCGUGCAUUUCUUGAAGAACGAGGAAUUGCCGAUGUAUCCAGGGCCACAAGGAGGAGUGACAAUGAGUGGAGGGAAAAGUCAUGUAUUCGAUCGGUAUUGCCGCAAGGGCAAGUGCAGCGUCACAACACGUUGGGGCCACGCACAUCCAACCUGGACUUUCUGGGCGCUGCCCUUCGUGGGAACGUGGCUCCGCCGUCAUCUGCGGGACGAGACAUUGCCGGCUGUCUCGGGCCCACAAACGGAGCUCAGGGUGACCAGCAUCGAUGUCGAUGAGGACUUGCUCAACAUCGGCACCUGGGAAGAGAGGGGCCAGAAGCAGUGGUGCAAAUAUGAUGUCAUGGAUCCGUCGGAUUUCAAGAUCCUUCUGCACGAGAGGGUUCCACCCCGAUCUUGCAAUCAACCGCCGCCGAUCGGUGCGGAUGCGAUUUUCCAUCCGGCAGGUGCCGCGCUAGUCUUCUACACUGCUCAUCAUGCAGUGGAUCCCAACAUAUCUGCAUCAUUGAUCGACCAACUCGACAAUCGCUUUCGAUCUGGGAAGCUCCCUCCACCUGUAUUCUUCAAAGGCUGCUUUUACCAGGAUGGCGCCGCGCUCCAGCAAGCCCACCCGGAUGUGCGGUGCCUCAUUUGA